AAACAUUCGGGCGUUAUCGUUCGUCCCUCACCCGCAGAGGUUGUUCUCGGUAUUUUUCCAAUGGUUUUCAGAACACCACCUCGCUGUGCUUGUGCUUGUGCUGCAACGGCGGCGUUUUCAUCGUCAUCGUCUUCGACAGCUGCUCCAAAAGGUAAACUCUCAUCCUUGUUCACAAAUCCUGCAAGACCCACUUCUUCUUCAAAUCCUGAAACUUUGCCUGAAACCGUAAAUCCAAAUGUACAACCAAUAACUGCCCAGCUUAAGAAUUUCCUCCAAACAAACUGUAAAACGGGUAAUUUUACUCUUACUGAAGCUUUGCAUUACUUCGAUAAAAUGAUUCAAAUGCAGCCCAGUCCUCCAAUGUCAAAAUUCAAUGUCUUAUUAGGUGCACUUGCUAAGAGUAAGCAUUACGAUGAUGUUAUUUCACUUCAUAAUAGAAUGAAUUUGGCUGGGUUGUUGCCUGAUUUCAUCACGCUGAAUAUUUUGCUUAAUUGCCUUUGCAAUGUGAAUCGGGUCGGUGAUGGUUUUGCGGUUGUAGGAAAUAUUAUGAGGAAGGGUUUUAGACCAAAUUGUUGGACUUAUACAUCCUUGAUUAAGGGUUUAUGUAAGGAAAAUAGAAUUGGGGAGGCGACCAGCUUGUUUAAGAAAAUGGUAAAGAUAGGUUGUCAGCCUAAUGUUGUUUCUUGUUCUGUCUUGCUUAAUGGGUUGUGUCGAACCGGAAAUACGGCUCUUGCACUCAAGUUGCAUGAAGAAAUAACAAAGGGGAGGGGUGGAUUUGGCAUUAAUUGUAAUCCGAAUGCGGUUUGGUAUGGGAUUAUUAUUGAUGGGCUUUGUAAAGAUGGAUUGGUAGAUAAGGCUAAAGAGCUUUUCUCAGAGAUGAAAUGUGCGGGAAUUCCUCCUGAUGUGGUUGUUUAUAGCUCUCUAAUCCAUGGUUUGUGCUAUGAUGAAAAAUGGGAAGAGGCUAAAGGUUUGUUCAAUGAGAUGGUAGGUCAAGGGGUCCGGCCUAGUGUGGUAACAUUCAAUUUAUGGAUAGAUGCGCUUUGCAAGAAUGGAAAGGUGAAAGAAGCUAAUGAUUUGUUGAAACUGAUGAUUCAGAGAGGUGAGAAUCCCGACUCAUUUACCUACAACAGUUUGAUGGGUGGCUACUGCAUGGUAGGUAGGCUUGAUGAAGCAAAAAAGCUAUUUCUUUCUAUGCCAAGUAAAGGGUGUGACCGUAAUUCUCACAGCUUUGGUGUAUUGAUCAAUGGGUAUUGCAAGAAGUGGAAGAUGACGGAAGCUUUCGAUCUAUUUAGUGAGAUGAUUCACAAGGGAGUAAAGCCAGCAGUAAUUACAUAUAAUGCCUUAUUAACUGGUCUUCUCCAGGCAGGUAAGGUUGAGGAUGCAAAGAGGAUGCUCAAUCAGAUGAAACUUCAAGACCUGUCACCUAAUUCAACAACAUAUUCGAUAUUUUUGGAUGGGCUUUGCAAGAAUAAUUGUGUUCCAGAGGCUUUGGAAUUGUUUCGUCAUUUAGAAAACUGUAAGUUUGGACUCACUAUUGAAAACUUCAACUGCCUCAUUAAUGGUUUGUGUAAAUCUGCAAAGCUUGAAAAUGCUUUGGAGCUGUUUCACAGAUUGCCACAUAUGGGCCUUGUGCCUAGCGUAGCAACUUAUACCAUUAUGAUCUCCGGGCUCUGUAAAGAAGGAAAAUUAAAAGAAGCAAAUGAUUUAUUUCUAGAAAUGGAAGGAAAGGGUUGUGCCCCAAAUAUAGUUACAUAUAAUACACUUAUGCGUGGUUUCUGUCAAAAUGGUGAGUUGUCAAAAGUGGUUGAACUUCUUCACGAAGUGGUGGGGCUAGAUAUGUUACCAGAUGCUUCUACAUUCUCCAUUGUAAUAGACUUACUCUCGAAGGAUGAAAAAUAUCGUGAAUGUUUAAACUUACUUCCAACUUUUCCUGCCCAAAAACCAGUUGGAAAGAUGACAUGAUUGUUUUUGAAGUUGCUAGCCUGUAAUUUCAUCAAAACUUCUUCAAUUGGUCUACACUUUGCUUGAAGUUAUUUAUUCAACCGGACCAUGGAAUCUGAAGGCAACUAGAAAAUGCAAAUGGUUUGCCUUUAAAAAAUUGGGGGGAAAGGGAUGUGCUCCAGACAUAUAAUAGGCUUAUCUGUGGUUACUGUGAAAAUAGUGUCAUCAUUAAUGGUUGAACUUCUUCGAAAGAUGGUGGAGAUAGGUAUGUUACCAGAUGCCACCAUAUUCCUCCACUUUCAAAGACAUGCUAGAAUGAAGAAUGUUGUUAAGGCAAACCACCUAUCAACUUCCCCUGCCAGGAAGGUGACAUGAGUAACUGUAAGUUGCUACUUGUUAGCAUGAGCUUUCAGCAAAACUUCUUCACUUUGAAAUGCUUUGGAAAUUGGAAUUCGGAUGAAGGUUAUCUUUUCAAUCAGAUUGGAGGGUAAAAUUUUAUUUAUCCUUCUGAUCAUAAAGCUUCAUACCAAUUGCCUUGUGUACGAUUAGAGCAAAGGAGAAGACAUCAAUACUUUUACCAUAUGAUUCACGACGAUAUACCUCCUGUGCCAUGUAUCGAUCUAGCACGGAAAAGAAGAAUUGAAGAAAAUGUUAGAGCUAAAACCAAAUUUCUUUAGAUUAGAAUAAAAUGGAGUCAGAAAAUCUGAUAGGAACCAGUUCUUCCAGUCAUUUUAUAACCUAAAACAUUUUUCCUGUGCAAUUUUGCUCAAUCCAAAAUCAGUAACCUUGAGUCGGCCAGCUGCAUCUUGUAACACAUUUCUGAAACUCCCACAUCAAAGCUGAACAUCAUGAAAAUUGACUUCCAAAAAUUUCCAUAAAGUUUAUGUAUAAGAGUCCAAUAAGGUGCAUUUACCUUGGUGUCAAAUCUCUGUGAAUUAUAGAACGUGGUUUAUGCUGAUGGAGAUAAUUCAUGCCUCUGCAACAAUAUUUCAGUACACAUAAACUCAGCAGCAAGUGAGGAACCAUUAUGAGCAUGUAUUUGACAGGCGAUGUGAAGCAUGGAUAGCGGACUCGGUUGCAAGAUGAUGAGAAUGCCGACAGAUCGAAGAUUGAGACAUAGGAUUGGUUGAAGAAGGAAUUAAAGGAUCAGUUUCCACCUUGCAUUAUGGCUUGGGUUGCUAAGGAUACAUUGAAGAAAUUGAAAUACAUUGCCAGCAUUUUCAACUAUGUGAAGGAGUUUAGUUCGUUGCUAUUGGACAUCAAGAACAUGUGGAUGACAAAUUGUUUAAUUUCAUGUCCGGUUUAUGAGGGUGGGCACAAGUUGAAUUGAGAAGGUAAAGGGUGUAGACAUUACUCGAUUCCGUUAUUGUUUGAUGGACUGUCAGAAUCAAAUACUCGGCACCAUUAGCAUCUUUUGGCAUCUUUUGGGGACUAGAAAAAUGGUGGUUAUGGGAAAAAAUACAAGGGAGGUAAGAAAAAGAGCAGUAAGAAAGGAAGAUUAAUGAGUUUUCCCAGCCUAAAUCGGAUCAAUCUAGCAGGAAAUCGAAGAAGAAUAGUGGAUGCUUCAUUUGGAAUGCACCCCAUAGGGCUUGUGACUGUCUUAAGAAGGAGAAUAUCCAUGCAAUGAUUGCUGAUGAUUUGAACAUGAAUAAUGGUGAUUGCUGUAAUAUUUUAAAACAUGCACCUUUUAUCUGUCAUAAAAUUUUUGCAAGGUGAAUAACUUCCCUCCUAGAAGCAUUUACUUUCUUGUUCCAAAAUAGGAAGGAGAAGUUAAAAAAAGUCCUUCAAUGUGCUGAAAAAAUCGCACUGAUUAGAGGUCCAUCCAAGCGGUGGCACCAUCAGAUGGAAAUUUGCUAAAUGGUUUAAAACUUGGGCUUGAAGGGGACCAUCAGUGCCUUAAUGCUGGUCUUGCUAUUGCCAGAUGCUAAACUUGGCUUCAAAAAACUGGUCAUACUCAAGUGAACCUACCUUGGACACUAGUCCUUUGAUGGAGCAGUUCAUAAAAGGGCCAUCAACAGCCAGUUUGCAAGGACAGGCUCAGAUUGUUCCGAAUCCAUAUAUUGGCACUGAAAGCGCUGGAGAUCUUUUAUCCUACUUUGUUGGAGUCCACAAGUCCAUAAAGCAUGGAAAAUGGUUUUCUCUUGCCAGUAAGGAAGACAGCUAGCAACAGAUACUGAAUUAUCAGCCACAGGAUAGUUCUCAAUCCUCUCAUGAAUGGGUGAAGGCACCUUGAUAGAAAUGCUGAGAAGAAUUCCACACAGGUAGAGCACAAUACACUUUGUCCAUAUACAAUCGUGCAAUGUGUGGUUACAUCUGAUCUACAGUAGGAAUGUCUCCCCUAUCAUGUGCAACUUUGUCCUUUGUUUUUCAUUUUAUAUGUUGGACAUGAUGAGUCAAGUAUGGUCCUUGAAAAAUGAUUCGGCUGGAGGCUGUUUAUGUCAGGAGUUUCAGUUAUAUAUGCCAAGUUAUUCAUUUAUUUAUUUA
Ziziphus jujuba (common jujube) is the source of this 4425-nucleotide messenger RNA. Its product is annotated as putative pentatricopeptide repeat-containing protein At1g12700, mitochondrial. The record is from RefSeq and is a predicted model, not a curated record. Gene Ontology annotation, molecular function: protein binding. The transcript is spliced from 2 exons. Bases 61 to 1962 code for a protein of 633 amino acids. NCBI's taxonomy places the organism in Eukaryota, Viridiplantae, Streptophyta, Magnoliopsida, Rosales, Rhamnaceae.